Messenger RNA from Dictyostelium discoideum AX4, 168 nucleotides. RefSeq lists its product as hypothetical. The record is from RefSeq and is a predicted model, not a curated record. The coding region runs from base 1 to 168 and encodes 55 amino acids. The transcript has 2 exons. NCBI's taxonomy places the organism in Eukaryota, Evosea, Eumycetozoa, Dictyosteliales, Dictyosteliaceae.
AUGUUAUUCAAAUCAUUAAUUUCAUUAACCACCGUUGAAAAAUCAAACAACAAAAUCACAAUUAAUAGCCAAGAAUCCUCUUCUUUAUCAUCAUCAUUAAAUCAAGUAACUGCAACCAAUAAAUUGUAUAGUGGUGCUAUGUUUACAAGACCAUAUAUGUGUAAUUAA